AUGUACAGCGCAACACUGUCGCGCUUGCGCUGGACGGUCCCUCCGGCCUUUUUGGCUGCGUGGGGUGGUUGGGGUUCAACCCACGACCGCCUGCGCGCGGACGGCCCUGCGAGACAAUGGGAUCAGAAAAGUUCAUUCUCGACAUCUGAGCUGCUGCAUGAAAGAAAAAAGAGCUCUGGCGACAGCCAAUUGCCGCAACCCAAUGCCCCCAAGGAGCAAACGGAUCCUGGAAAUGCGUGGGCGUCGUUUACGAAGCGAUUCGGAGUGGCCAGAGAAUCAGUCUCAUCUGUGGAGUGGACCAAUAUUGGGGAUAGUAUCAAGAACUAUAUUGUGCCAGACUGGGCCCGCUUUCUCCCCGCUACAGUGCAAAAGCUUCAGCGAGAGUUGUCGAUGGCCCCAGGAUCUCUCGCAGAUGACAUAUGGCGGGAUGCUCGCGACCCUGAUGAGAACCCGGAAAUCGCUUUUGAGGCCAGGGUCCGAGUUUCAGAUGAGCUGUGCCCGGAAGAGCUUGCUUUCCGCAAGAAGCGUCAGACUCAUGCCACCAAGGCAUUGGCGAAAUAUCUAGACUUGAACGAGGACGAAAUCCACCCGGACGACGUCCCGAUAAUUGCAAUGUGUGGUUCUGGUGGUGGUCUUCGCGCGCUUGUUGCUGGGUCAGGUUCCUACCUCGCUACGCAGGAAGCUGGGCUCUGGGACUGUAUCACAUACACGGCUGGUGUGAGUGGCAGUUGCUGGCUGCAGACCCUAUACAACUCAUCGAUAUCUGGGCGCAACUUUCAUAAGUUGGUAGAUCAUUUGAAAAGUCGACUUGGGGUGCAUAUUGCAUUCCCACCCCAAGCGCUCUACCUGCUCACAACAGCCCCAACCAACAAAUACUUGCUGGGCGGCGUGGUGGAAAAGCUCAAGGCUGACCCAGACUCCGAUUUUGGUCUUGUGGACGUUUAUGGGUUGCUACUUGCCGCCCGACUACUUGUUCCACGCGGUGAACUUGAUCUUUCUGAACGAAACCUCAAAUUAUCCAACCAGAGAGACUAUUUACAGGACGGAAACAGUCCACUCCCAAUUUACACUGCCGUGCGCCAUGAAAUACCGAUAAUAGACCAAAAUGAUUUCAAAGGACACCGUGCUGCAGAAAAUAUGAAAGCUGCCGCGAAGCAAGAAUCUUGGUUCCAAUGGUUCGAGUUUACCCCCUACGAAUUUUUCUGCGAAGAAUUUGGCGCUGGAAUCCCCAUGUGGGCGGUUGGUCGUCACUUUACGGACGGUAAAAGUGCUCCAACGGAUGAAUAUCCUGCACCAGAGCUUCGUGUUCCAGGAUUAAUGGGCAUGUGGGGGAGUGCGUUUUGUGCCACCCUUGCGCAUUAUUACAAGGAGAUCAGGCCCGUUGUGAAAGGCCUUGCAGGGUUUGGGGGGAUUGACUCAAUGAUAGAAGAAAAGAAUGACGAGUUGAGCAAGGUGCAUCCUUUCGACCCUGCCUCCAUACCGAAUUACCUCCUGGGCAUGAAGGAUAAGCUUCCACCCUCGUGUCCAGAGUCUGCGUUGAUAUCCACAAAUCUACAGCUGAUGGACGCGGGAAUGAGCAACAACCUUCCUAUCUACCCCUUGCUUCGACCUGGAAGAGACAUCGAUAUCAUUGUCGCUUUCGACGCCUCGGCCGACAUCAAGCAGGAGAACUGGUUGUCCGUCGUAGACGGGUAUGCCAAACAGCGAGGUGUGAAAGGCUGGCCGCUCGGCGCAGGGUGGCCGAAGGCGAGUACGGAGCCUGAAGAGACGGUUGAAAAGCUGCGAGAGGCAAGUCACAUGGACGAAUCCUCGUCCACGGAAAAGCUCGAAAAGGCUCAAAAAAGCGACCCGCAUUACCCAAACCGAGAGGAGCCUCCUGUCGAUACUCUUAUGACAUCCCAUUCGCAAAGUAAUAACAAGGAAAAACCAUCAACGCGGUCAUUGGAAGACCUCACUUUCUGCAAUGUGUGGUUAGGCACGAAACAAGAGAUGACCGCGAGAAAAGAGCCCCCUCCUUCGAAGAGGCUGUUCCACCCCAGUCACGGAGAUCAUGAAGAAGAAGAGUUUCAUCUUAUGCGGCCAGAUGCUGGUAUCGCUGUUGUGUAUUUCCCUUUAUUGCCGAACCCAUCGGCUCCAGAUUAUUCGACUCCUACUAGAGGCAAACCACAGUCUAAAGACGGCAAACCCAGCGUGUCACUGCCUGAACGCGAGGAUGCCGACCCCGAGAAGCCACUAGCCCCGAAGCCAAGCUCUAUCGACCCAGAAGUCGACGACUUUUUGUCAACCUGGAACUUUGUCUACACUCCAGAGCAAAUCGAUUCGGUUGUCGGGCUCGCCAAGGCCAACUUCUCCCAAGGUGAAGCUCAACUCAAGCGUGUUGUGCGCGGUGUUUACGAGCGCCGCAAACGAGAUCGUCUUCAGCGAGAGCGAGCCACAAUAGAAAGCGCAGUGGAUCGGAGAAUAAGUGAGAUUAAAAAGCAGCACGAAGGAUACGCGCCAAUAUAUUGA
Molecule: messenger RNA, 2508 nt
Organism: Talaromyces rugulosus
Lineage: Eukaryota; Fungi; Ascomycota; Eurotiomycetes; Eurotiales; Trichocomaceae
Exons: 1
Coding region: 1-2508 (835 amino acids)
Biological process (GO): glycerophospholipid catabolic process
Cellular component (GO): cytosol
Molecular function (GO): A2-type glycerophospholipase activity
Source: RefSeq, a predicted model, not a curated record